UGAAAAUUGGAAAGAGUUUCAGCUACCGAGCUACCCCACUUGCCGCUUGCUUCAUUGCCACACUUCCACACCCAACUCCUCCUUUUUCUUUCGUUGCUUUCUUCACUGUAAAUGGCACUUCAAUGACUACCUCCCUCUGCAAUAGAACAUCCACCACCUCAAAGUUUCAAUUUUUGAAUUCGUUCUGUCGUGGGCACCCCAAUGGCCCCUUCCAUGCCAUCUCCGCCACCAAGCUACGCUCUUUCCAUCAGGGACGACCAAUUGGAUCCCAAAGAAGAGAGCAAGUGCGCUUUCCUUGUGGUAGCUCUCUGCCCUUGUCUCGUUUGCUUCAUUAUCCUCUUAAUUGCACUCUCUAUCAUUCUCGUUCUCAAAUUCCACUUCUUUUGCCACACCCCUCUUCACUUCUUGCUCCACAAAAAGAACUGCUGAAUUCCCAUCUUAAUUUCUUAUUAAAGUUUCCGUUUAUCAAUAAUUCUAUCGGUUUUGCUACUCUUGGUAAUGGUGAUGCUGUUUUUGGGGUUGAAUCUGGCAUUGAUAAUGAUGAAGAUGAUGAUGAUGAUGAUGAUGGUAGGGAUUUUAAUGCUGAGUCAUGUGCUGAUCCAGAUGAGGUUAAUAGAGUAUGCAAGGUGAUUGAUGAAUUGUUUGCAUUGGAUAGGAACAUGGAGGCUGUUCUUGAUGAAUGUGGGGUUAAGUUGUCACAUGAUUUGGUUAUGGAUGUGCUGCAGCGGUUCAAGCAUGCAAGGAAGCCGGCAUUUCGGUUCUUUUGGUGGGCCGGGGGAAGGCCUGGAUUCGCCCAUGAUUCCAGAACUUAUAACUCCAUGAUGCAUAUUCUUGGGAAGACCAGACAAUUUGAGACGAUGGUGGCAAUGCUUGAGGAAAUGGGGGAGAAGGGCCUUUUGACAAUGGAGACUUUCUCCAUUGCUAUCAAAUCCUUUGCUGCCUCAAAGGAGAGGAGAAAAGCUGUUGGGGUCUUUGAUCUGAUGAAGAAGUACAAGUUUAAAGUGGAUGCUGAUGCUAUUAAUUUGUUGCUUGAUAGCCUUGGCAGGGCAAAGCUUGGUAAAGAAGCUCAAGCAGUUUUUGAAAAACUAAAGGGUAGAUUUAUGCAUGAUUUGCAAACUUACACCGUACUUCUUAAUGGUUGGUGCAGGUUAAAGAAUUUGCUGGAGGCAGGGAGGGUGUGGAAUGAGAUGAUUGAUAAGGGAUUUAAGCCAGAUAUUGUUGCACAUAAUAUUAUGCUUGAAGGGUUGCUAAGGUGUAAGAAGAAAUCUGAUGCCAUCAAGUUAUUUGAAAUCAUGAAGGCCAAAGGUCCAUCUCCCAAUGUUAGGAGCUAUACAAUUAUGAUUCAGGAAUUCUGCAAGCAAAAAAUGAUGGGAGAUGCUGAAGAGUAUUUUGAUGAAAUGAUAGAUCGUGGGUGUCAACCGGACACUGCACUUUACACGUGUUUGAUCACUGGGUUUGGCAGGCAGAGGAAAAUGGAUUUGAUAUCUGAUCUACUGAAGACAAUGAAGGAAAGAGGUUGUCCACCGGACGGGAAAACCUACAAUGCUUUGAUAAAAGUGAUGACAAGCCAGCAUAUGCCGGAUGAUGCAAUGCGAAUAUACAAGAAGAUGACUCAAAGUGGCAUCAAGCCUACCAUUCACACUUACAACAUGAUAAUGAAGUCUUAUUUUGUGACAAAGAACUAUGAAAUGGGACAUGCCAUAUGGAAUGAGAUGCAUCAUAUGGGGUGUUGCCCUGAUGAUAAUUCCUACACUGUAUUCAUCGGAGGCCUUAUAAGACAGGGCAUGUCAGGCGAGGCAUGUAGAUAUAUAGAGGAAAUGAUAGGGAAGGGGAUGAAAGCUCCUCAACUUGAUUAUAACAAGUUUGCUGCUGAUUUUUCUAAAGCUGGGAAUCUUAGCAUACUUGAGGAGUUAGCUGAAAAGUUGAAAAUUGCCGGUAAAUUUGAGGUCUCCGAUGUUAUUGCCAGUUGGGCUGAGAUGAUGAGGAAAAGUGCCAAUAGAAGAGAGCCUACAUAUUCAGUUGGGCGGUUCAUAUAAACACUCAGCAUGUCAAACGUGGGUGGAACCUGUUGGUACUAGAAUGUUUUAACUAAAUUUUAUUGACUACCAGUCAUCUAGUUUGGCUUCUAGUUUAUGUCUUCUGGUUUUGUACUUUGUAUUUCACUAUUUGUAUAUUGAUAUUAAUGUUGUUUGAAAAUUAUAAGCUAAUAUUGUAUGAUGUCGUG
Molecule: messenger RNA, 2224 nt
Organism: Arachis stenosperma
Lineage: Eukaryota; Viridiplantae; Streptophyta; Magnoliopsida; Fabales; Fabaceae
Product: pentatricopeptide repeat-containing protein At3g62470, mitochondrial-like
Exons: 1
Coding region: 123-2036 (637 amino acids)
Molecular function (GO): protein binding
Source: RefSeq, a predicted model, not a curated record